AUGGCGACGCAGGAGGCCGUGGAUCUUGGUCUGCAGCGGCUCGAGGGGGCCAAGACGCGGUGGUACUCGUACUUUCUGACCAAGGAGUUCUGGCUGGCGCUGCUGAUCGGGCAGGUGCUGGCGCUGUGCAUCACGGGGACCAACACGUUCUCGUCGCUGCUCGUCGCCAACAACGUGUCGAUCCCGGCCUUCCAGACCAUCUUCAACUACAUCCUGCUGACGAUCGUGUACCUCUCGUACACGCUGUACAAGUACGGCCUGCGGAAGUGGCUGCGCGUCUUCUGGCGCGACGGCUGGAAGUACUUUAUCCUCAGCUUCCUCGACGUCGAGGGCAACUACUUCACGGUGCUCGCGUACCGCGACACGAACCAGCUCUCGGCGCAGCUCAUCAACUUCUGGGCCAUUGUCGUCGUCGUCAUCGUCUCCUUCAUCUUCCUGCGCGUGCGCUACAAGCUGUUCCAGUGCGUCGGCAUCCUCCUCUGCUGCGGCGGGAUGGGCAUCCUGCUGGCCAGCGACUACCUCAAGGGCAUCAACAACUACGAGGGGGCCAACAUGCUGCGCGGGGACCUCUUUGCCCUGCUGGGCGCCACCCUGUACGGCCUGACCAACACCUUUGAGGAGUGGGCCGUCUCCAAGCGGCCCGUGUACGAGGUGCUCUCGUUCCUCGGCUUCUUUGGCAUGUUCAUCAACGGCGUCCAGGCCGCCAUCUUUGACCGCGAGUCCUUCCAGCAGGCAGAGUGGUCCCCCGCCAUCGCGGGCUACCUCGCCGGCUUCACCCUCAUCCUCGCCCUCUUCUACUCGGUCGUCCCCUUGCUCCUGCGCAUCGCCUCGGCCGCGUUCCUCAACAUCUCGCUCCUCACCGGAAACUUCUGGGGCACCAUCAUCGGCGUCUACGUCUUCAACCUCUCCAUCCACUUCCUCUACCCCAUCGCCUUUGUCCUCAUCAUCAUCGGCCUCACCAUCUACUUCCUCGCCGGCAGCCUCCUGGGAGAGUCCAAGAAGCCCUGGCUCGGCGAGCACCAGGAGCGCGGCGUCGCCGGCGUCGGCACCGCAAAGUGGAAGGCCCUCCGCGUCGCAAAGAAGCAGCACGGCGUCGUGACAUCCGCCGCUGCUGACGCCGAGGUGUAA
This is a messenger RNA of Microdochium trichocladiopsis, 1128 nucleotides long. RefSeq names its product solute carrier family 35 member SLC35F1/F2/F6. The transcript has a single exon. Gene Ontology annotation, molecular function: transmembrane transporter activity. Lineage: Eukaryota; Fungi; Ascomycota; Sordariomycetes; Xylariales; Microdochiaceae. The record is from RefSeq and is a predicted model, not a curated record. The coding region runs from base 1 to 1128 and encodes 375 amino acids. Gene Ontology annotation, cellular component: membrane. Gene Ontology annotation, biological process: transmembrane transport.